This is a messenger RNA of Diaporthe amygdali, 1059 nucleotides long. RefSeq lists its product as uncharacterized. The transcript has a single exon. Lineage: Eukaryota; Fungi; Ascomycota; Sordariomycetes; Diaporthales; Diaporthaceae. Gene Ontology annotation, cellular component: membrane. The coding region runs from base 1 to 1059 and encodes 352 amino acids. Gene Ontology annotation, molecular function: transmembrane transporter activity. The record is from RefSeq and is a predicted model, not a curated record. Gene Ontology annotation, biological process: transmembrane transport.
AUGGGAGGCGGCCAAGCUGUUGGCUUCGGGUUGGGUCUUGCUUUGGGUGGCAUUUUCAGUGAUAGCGUUGGUUGGCGAUCGGGCUUCCAUGCCACGUCCAUUCUCAAUAUCGUCGUUCUGGUCAUCGCGCUGUGGUCACUGCCAGUUAGCGUCGACGAUGAUGCACCCCUGGGUCGAGCCACCAUCACCCGUCUGCAGAAAGAGCUGGAUUGGAUCGGGGCUUUGCUCAUCAGCACGAGCCUGGCAUUCUUGUCCUAUGUGUUGGCUGUCGUUACGGACUCUGAUGCGACCAGCCACAUGCGAGUCCCCCUGAACAUCGUGCUUCUUGUCACGGGCGUAGCUCUCAUGCCUGUAUACGUCUUCUGGAUGCACCAUCAAACAGAUCGCGGGCGACCAGCUCUGAUACCCAACGAACUCUGGAAGAAUCAACCAUUUACAUCGGUCUGUGUUACGGUAUUCCUGGUCUGGGGCGCCCUGAACGCUAGCGAGCAGCUCACGGCAUUAUACCUACAGGACGUCCGUGGUUUCUCGACUUUGACAUCAUCUUUAUACUUCCUUCCAGCACCAGUCUGUGGCAUUCUCACGAAUAUUGCUGUUGCACUCUUACUCCCUUAUCUAAAGGCCUCCUUUGCUGUGCCCGUGGCUUGUUUUGUCAGUGGCCUCGCGCCACUCCUGCUGGCAGCAUUAUGUCAAGCACACGGCCCCAGUUACUGGCAAGCUGUCUUCCAGGCGAUGGCUAUCAAUCCAUUGGGUGCGGAUCUCAUGUAUACCAUUGCGAUGCUUGUUGUUACCGAUGCGUUCCCUCAGAAGACGCAAGCCUUGGCUGGUGGUGUCUUCAACAUGGUUGCUCAGAUCGGUAAGAGUGUUGGUAUCGCGACAACGGCAAUCAUAGCGCAGCAGGUAUCUUCACCACUCAUGUUAAACUCCGAUUCAAAAGAAGCAAUGCUUCGAGGAUACCAUGCUGGGUGGUGGUACAAUUGUGGAUUGAGUUUUGUAUCUGUGUUUGUAAGUCUUUGGGGUUUGAGGAGUAUAGGAAGACUUGGUGUCAAGCGCGACUGA